UCUAUAAACAUCCCAGUAAAUAUUAUAAUUAUUUAUAAAAAGCGAUUCAAAGGCAGUAAUACGUAAUCAGCAAUUAAAUCCCACGAUCGCGUUGCUUCUAUAUACAUAUCUCCUUAUAACUCUUCUAACGUGUGUUGCACUCAUGUCUCGACAAUCUCAGCAUGUAUCUACAGCUGUAUCUUAGGCUUGUACUACUUGUACGCAUUAUACCUUCGCACAUACGUUAUCGCGUUGCGACGUUAAUCGUAAUUGUGUUAUACUAAUUCACACACACACACACACUUCCUGUCACUUGAACAUUUUUCUAAUGUCGCCCAGCUGACGGUUAUCUUUAAUAAAUGUGUAACAAUGGAAAAAUUUGGAUCUGAUUACCAGAAGAAUAUUCUUUAAAUUACAUGUGGAUCGUUUUAUUAUACGAAACAGAAAACGAAAUUGUAACGAAAAAUUCAUCAUCUACUCGACAGGGAUAUGAAAUUUGUUUUCAAAUGUUUUCAAAACGUUCCAUACAGUUUAUACACCUGGCGUAAGUAUGUGAAUAAUAUUUUCGUCAAACUUUUGCGCGAAUAAGCGCAGCUAAACCCCAUAUGGAAGUGAAGAAUCGACAGAUGUUUCAGAACUAAUUUAGCGUGUGUAUACAAUGUAUAAACGAUACUUCCGCAGAAACACCUUAUGUUGACGUUCAUUAUUUCCAUUAUUACGAUUGCAGUAGUUACACAUUGUUCUCUCAUUUCCGGCCGAAAGCCAACAACGAAACCGGAGCAAAUUGAUCCAAAUGAAUCCAACGCGCACAAAGCGCAACCGGAAGUAUAUACACAAUAUAGUAACCGAUCAGCAAGCGCGGGAAAUUCAAAUCGGGAAACAAAAAACGGACCUAAAAUACACACACGCAUAAGGCAUCAGCUGAUAACGACAAUUAAUCAAGGUCGUCAUUCUCACUCACUCCUGCGACGCGUUACACAUAUACAUUAUCUACGCGUGAGCGACGCUCCUCCGUGUGUGUGCCGCCGUCGCUUUCCAAUGCCAAUAACGCCGACGAGAGAGAGAGAGAGAGAGAGAGACUGCGCCACAGAGAGCAUCGCGCACACUUUGCUCGUCAAGUCAACAACGUCUAGUCUAUAUAUAUACUAUCGUCAUGCUGCGAUUCUGCCCGUUGAGUCUGAAAAUCAUGGAGAAGGUGGUGGAGAUCAGGGAAGCCGAAAAGGAGGACUGCCCGCAGAUACGCGCGCUUAUUCAAGUAAGCAUCCAGGCCGACUAGUUUCGGCUAUUUUUGGAGACCGGCUUUGGGAGGUUAUUUUUGGGGAAUUGGCUGAUUUUGAAGAAAUGCCAGAUGGUCCAAAAAUAGAUUAUCAAGUCAUCGAAAAGGAUGGUUUUGAUAGUGAGAAUCCACUUUAUAACUGCCACGUAGCUGUGUGUAAUGGAAAACUAGUGGGAUAUGCCCUGUAUUUUUAUAUCUUUUCCACAUUGGAGCAAAAAGCCAUACAUCUGGAAGAUCUGUACGUAACCCCUGACUACAGAGAUAAAAAGAUAGGAAGUCGCCUGUUUGACAGUGUAGCCAAGAGAACAUUCGAUGAGAAAUGUCAAUAUUUGGACUUUUCGGUUCUCAGCUGGAACCCAGCACAGAAUUUCUACAAAGCCAAAGGUGCUGUUGACUUGACUGAAGUGGAAGGCUGGCACAUGUACCGUCUCAAUCAAGAGUCUUUACAAAAUUUAGCAUCAAAACAUGCAAAUGAUUUAUACGAAGUACGUGAUGCAAGAAUUGAAGAUUUCAACUCAAUUAAAAGAUUGGCUCAGGAAGGAACUACUCAGAAGAAGAAAAACGAGCAAAACCAUGACGAAAUCUGUAUAUCAAUUGAAGAAAACAAAGACUUUGAUAAACCAAAUCCUUACUCUGGAUAUUUAGUUGCAUUACUAAAUGACAAGAUAGUUGGUUAUGCACUUUAUUGCUACUCGUACUCAACAUGGGAAGCAAAAUCAAUGUAUCUCCAAGAAUUUUAUGUCUCUGAAAAUGAACAUGCAGUAAACAUGAGGAAUGAUUUAUUCCAUGCAGUAGCAAAGAAAGCAAUAGAAGAAAAGUGCUCCAGAAUCGACUUUUGGAUCCUGGAUCCCAAGAAUGCAGGAAAAUUCUACAGCUGCAAUGGGGCUGUUGAUCUGACUGAAAGCGAAGAGUGGCAUUUAUACAGACUGUUUGAACACACCAAAAAACCACUAUGAAGCACUACCCGAAAGUCUGCACGAUUAUUUACUAAUUAAGAAACUCUAGAUAUUGCAUAGUAAUAUAUUUUCAAAGAAAUACAUGAUGCAACUUUUUCACACAAGUA
Molecule: messenger RNA, 2318 nt
Organism: Nasonia vitripennis (jewel wasp)
Lineage: Eukaryota; Metazoa; Arthropoda; Insecta; Hymenoptera; Pteromalidae
Product: diamine acetyltransferase 2
Exons: 9
Coding region: 670-2211 (513 amino acids)
Molecular function (GO): N-acetyltransferase activity
Source: RefSeq, a predicted model, not a curated record